This is a messenger RNA of Volvox carteri f. nagariensis, 906 nucleotides long. RefSeq lists its product as uncharacterized. Lineage: Eukaryota; Viridiplantae; Chlorophyta; Chlorophyceae; Chlamydomonadales; Volvocaceae. Bases 1 to 906 code for a protein of 301 amino acids. The transcript has 7 exons. The record is from RefSeq and is a predicted model, not a curated record.
AUGUCACGUGUUCCUAGGCUUGUUAUUCCUGGUAUUACAUAUAGUACUCAGCAGACUCAACAACCGCAGGCGCCGCCUCCACCGCGACCUGCAUCAGCAUCCGCACCAUCAGCAGCUGUGGCCUCGAUGAGUUGGGGCGUUCCGAGGCUAGUCCUGAACUUCAGCUCGGCUGUGGACGUUCAGGCAGCAUCUCAACAGCAAGUAUCUGCCCGCCAACCCGAAGAAGUUAAUGCUCAGAUUGAAUCUUCAAAUGAACCAAAAGAAGUAGCUAUCCAGAAGCCCACGUGCGGACUGGGAAGAGCCAGGUGGACGUUCGGCGUGGCCAAGCCCACGAUGAAGCACUCGCAGCGGCAGGUAUUCGAGGCCGUCCGCAACGACUGGAUGAACAACCGUACUGAGUCCUGGAUGGCUCUGCAUGUGCCGUACACGGGGCUGGUGGAGGCGCUGAGCGUUACCCCCUUUCCCAUCUUCAUUGCAUCCUCCAAGGCUGGCCAUCGGGUCAGUGCCCUGUCCGCAGCAUUACUGGGUUGGGAUCUACCACUCGACUCACCCAGGCUCUGCGCGUCACUUCUACCGCCCGAGGAAAAGAAGGCGGAGGCGCUGCGGACCAUCUCGCAUCAGCCCUUGUGUAACGCCUCGCCGCACACCCGACUACACUUCGUGGACGAUCGGCUUGACACGCUACUGGCUGUACGGCAGGUUCCGGAGCUGGCUUCACGAUGGAACUUAUACCUGGCAGACUGGGGCUACAACACGGCUGAGGAGCGCGCUGCUGCGGCCCGUGAGCCCGGCAUCCGGCUGCUGGGGCUGAGCGACUUCACCGCCUUGCUGGCGCCGCCACGUGAGGCCGCCGUGGAGCCUGCUGUGCUGCGCUGCGGAGAUCAAAAGGACCCCUGGUGCCUGUGA